Nezara viridula (southern green stink bug) is the source of this 1490-nucleotide messenger RNA. The record is from the annotation of a GenBank genome assembly. NCBI's taxonomy places the organism in Eukaryota, Metazoa, Arthropoda, Insecta, Hemiptera, Pentatomidae.
UACGGCCAGUAUUUUUUAAAUACAAUUAUUAAAGAUAAUGUAUGUAUUUGAUUGGAGGUAUUAAAAUUAUUGAAAUUAAUUCUGUCAUCUGGAUUAUGUUUAUCUUCCUAUUUAUGUAUUUAUCAAAUUCUGUUCCAUAACGUAUCCCAUAUAAGCCUUUUUUCUUCAGAAGCAUAAUUUUUACUUAGUGUCUUCUGGCAAACUUCUUAAUAUUUACUUAUUCAAUUAAACUAGUUUUUUUAAAGUUUACUUUUUAGAUAAUCUUUUUCUGUUUUUUAUGGUUUCAGGCUUAAAUGAUGUCAGCAACUGAGUACAGUAUUGGUGUUGUGAAGAACAGGUUUGCUUUGAAUGGUAUUGAAGAGGAAGAAAUCGACCCGUUGGAGUUGUUAAAGCGCCGAGAAUUGGAAACAGAAGCAAAAAAGAAAUCUAAGAUUUGUGAGAAAGUGACUAAAGCCAAAGAUUCCUCAAAAAAUAAAUCCAAUAAAAUCAUAAAAGAAUCAAACAAAGGUGAAGUUGUAUCUCACAAAGAUAAGGAUAUUAUUAAAUCUAAGCAAAAGGAUACUGAGGUAAUUAAGAAGCAUGUUACUAUUGUAGAGAAUAUCAACAAGCAUUAUUCAGACAAUGCUUCAAAUUACCACCAAUAUGAUGAUGAUUUUGGAGAGAAAGAGAAAAAGGAUUAUAAUACAGGUGCUGGCUUUGAGGGCGAAUCAUUAGAAAAAGGAAGAAGUGCUAGAAGAGGUUUACCACGUGGUGUUUUUGUUCGAGGUGGUGGUGCAAGAGGAGGUGGUUGGAAAGGAUCCCAACGGACCACCUUCGAUAUCAGGGGAAAAAGAGAAUAUGAUAGGCAGUCUGGUUCUGACAAAACUGGCAUUAAGUCCAUAGACAAACGUGAUGGAUCUGGUGCUCAUAAUUGGGGAAACCCACGGGAUGAUAUUGAAAAUUUAAAGACUCCUUAUUCAGCUGAAGAUUCAUGGAAUUCAGAAAAGGUUGAUGAAGAACCUCCUAUUGAAACUAAUGAAACAAGUAAUGAGGAAGAAGUCAUUACAAGUACUACAACUAACAUAGAGGAAGGAGAAGAGGAAGAAGAAGAGAAAAAAGAAUUAACAUUAGAUGAGUGGAAGGCAUUGAAAACCCCACGUAAACAACCGACUUAUAAUAUUCGGAAAGCUGGAGAAGGUGAAGAUUUGUCUCAGUGGAAGAAAAUGUAUGCACUCGAAAAGAAAAAAGAUAAUGAAGGAGAAGAAUAUGAAUAUGAGUUAGGCGAAUACCCACAAAGAGUUGGUAGGCAGAAAAUUAUAGAAAUCGAUAUUCGUUUCAAGGAUACAAGAAACGUAGGUAGUGGAAGAGGUCGUGGGAUUGGGCGUGGUGCUGCAGCUGUUCAGUCAGGUCGUGGUUCUUACUCUCCAUUUCAAAGUACUACAGCAAAUAACCGCACUUUGAUUGACAUCCCGAAAGUAUAUGAUGAAAGAGAUUUUCCAUCUCUUGCUUAA